AUUUUAUGACUUAAACAGGAAAUUAUAAACUUUACAAGCAGCGUAAAAGUUUGCGACAGUAAUGUUUUCAAACUUUGUCUUGGCACAAUGAUACCAAGGAGGAUUUAUAUAUUAUUCCUGGUAGUUGUCGUACUACUAACUGUAUUCAUGUACAAUAUAUCACUAAAAACAAAUACAGAUGAUCCAAAAGCAGGGAGCUUUCGACAAAUCCUUCAAAUUUACCACAGCUCUCAAGAAACAGAAGGAACAGUACCGAAGUACCACCCACAAUAUAUCUCUCCUAACAGCAACAAAACAGGAAACCUGGCGGACAUUUAUUUGAAUAGCAAACAAAAAAGACCUCCUGGGUUGAAUGCAACUUGCGCCAAAUUUCCCGAUUUCUUUGAUUUGCAAUUCAGAAACAACUACUGGCAGUUGCAGAAGACCACCAAUGGUACUUUCCACUUGUUCAACGCGUACCUAGACCAAAGAAACGGUAGUGUCAUAAGAAUAGUCGGCACAUACGACGUUCACAAAACAGAGGAAACUUUCUACUGCCAAUUUUGGUACGACAAAAUCCCUAGACCCAAGAUAGUAGCAAGCGAAGUUCCUUUCUGGAUGUUUCGCUUAAAAUGGGGCGCCGACACUGCUUAUUUUAAUCAUCCAUACUUGAUAACGUGUCCUGUGGUUCGUGAUAGUGGUCAGUAUCCGAUUUCGGUGUCUUUGGUAGAUAAACCAUGUACUACCGCUUCCAAUAAUUUGAAGAUUUUUUACAAACACGUUGAAGAGAAGAAGAAUUUUGUUGUUUGUGUGAAGGGUUUGUCUUUUCCUUUUGAAGAUAGAGGUGAUCGCUUAACGGAAUGGAUUGAACUGGUCAAUCUACUAGGCGCCGAGAAGAUCAAUUUUUAUGAAUUCAGUGUCCAUCCAAAUACUCAAAGAAUUCUAGACUAUUACGUUAACAAUGGAUUGGUUGAAGUAACCCCGAUAAGUCUAGUCGGAGAUUUCUCCAACCUACCUCUUCUACAAAAGGAGUUUCUUAAGAAGAAAAUUAUCCAAAGACGCCUCCAGGAAGUUAUCCCUUUCAACGACUGUCUCUACAAACACAUUCACGAGUUUAAAUAUGUUGUUCUUCUGGAUAGUGAUGAAGUAAUAGUGCCGGUAGAAAACACAUGGGUCGAACUCAUUGAAACCCUACAGGAAAAGUAUCCUAACGUAUAUUCGUAUAUGGCACGUAAUAUCUAUUUCUUUGACACAUAUUUACACCAACACGAUUGGUUUAGCGAUAUUCCCAAACACAUGCACAUGUUGCAACAUGUUUAUAGGUCACACAAUUAUACCAAACCCGGGUAUUUCGUGAAAGGAUUUCAUGAUACCAAAAAUGUUGUAGCUUUGCAUAAUCAUUUUCCGUUUAAAUGUCUUAAAGGUUGCACAAAUAAAGAAAUAGAUUUAGACUUGGCUCACCUGCAACAUUAUCGUGCAGAUUGUGCUUCUGGUGUUGGUGAUUGUAAGUCGAUGAAAGAAGAUAGUGCUAUGGAUAUCAGAGUUUGGAAUUUUAAAGAUGAGUUGAUAAGGAGGGUUGAGAGGACAUUUAGAGAGGUGGAUCUGGAUUAUUCCAACUUUGAUUAUAGAUGAUUAGUGAAGAAAUUAGUAUUACUAGCAUUUUAUACUGGUAUAAAUGUUUCCUAGUGGUCGCGCUGUGAUUAUUUUUGUGCUGACAAUGACAAAUUGUUAUUUAAUGGGAGUAGGUAUUUGUUGAAAAUAGUAUUAUUUUUAUAUACGUAUAUCAAAUGUACUUCGUCAGAGAAAAGUACGUACCACUUGUACAAAAUACAUAUUGUUAUUUAUUAAUUUAUGUUUUGUAACUUCACAUUAUGUGUUCCUACUUAUAAGUUUGUUACAAAUUAUUAUUAAAAGAAUUUCUUCUGAGCAUUAA
Messenger RNA from Zophobas morio, 1912 nucleotides. RefSeq lists its product as uncharacterized. Bases 88 to 1611 code for a protein of 507 amino acids. Gene Ontology annotation, molecular function: glycosyltransferase activity. Gene Ontology annotation, cellular component: cytoplasm. The record is from RefSeq and is a predicted model, not a curated record. Lineage: Eukaryota; Metazoa; Arthropoda; Insecta; Coleoptera; Tenebrionidae. The transcript is spliced from 3 exons.